Molecule: messenger RNA, 1941 nt
Organism: Linum tenue
Lineage: Eukaryota; Viridiplantae; Streptophyta; Magnoliopsida; Malpighiales; Linaceae
Source: the annotation of a GenBank genome assembly
UGCCAGCCAUCAAACAAAAUUACAAACCCCAGUCCGCGGACAGUUCUCACUUCAAUAUCUUGCAACUCCCAACUCCUCCAUUUUCUUCAGUUUCCUUUGUUCUUCGGCAUCUUCCUGCAACACCACCGCUGGUUUUUGCUGCUCAGUUUAACCGUCUGUCGCCGAAAUCCCUUCCAUAUCGAUGGAGUCGAACGGAGACGACACCGCUCGUAUCCUCGCUGAACUCGAAUCCCUCAAGUCCGCCAAAACCGACAUAGACAACCGAAUUCGAGCUCUGGAAGCUCAGCUCAGGGACUUGAACCUCCAGAAGCCGGCCGUCUCCAACAACGGGUCUUGUUAUUCAGGCGGCUCGGCCGUUGAUUCUGCUCUCGCUCACGGAUUAUCGCCGGAUAUGAUUUACCGCUACAGCCGCCACCUCCUCCUUUCCUCUUUCGGAGUUCAAGCGCAGUCAAAGCUCGUUAAGUCUUCAAUUUUAGUGGUUGGAGCAGGAGGAUUGGGGGCACCUGCUCUGAUGUACCUUGCCGCUUCUGGGGUUGGCCGGUUGGGUAUCGUCGAUCAUGAUGUUGUUGAACUAAAUAACAUGCAUAGGCAGGUUAUACAUACUGAAGCGUUUAUAGGUCAACCAAAAGUGAAGUCCGCUGCUGCUGCCUGUCGCUCAAUCAACUCCUCGAUUCAGGUAGCAGAACACCAAGAAGCAUUACGGACAUCCAAUGCAAUUGACAUUAUGAGCCAAUACGACAUAAUUGUAGAUGCUACAGAUAAUGCACCAAGCCGUUACAUGAUCAGUGAUUGCUGCGUCGUGUUGGGCAAGCCUCUUGUGUCGGGUGCUGCAUUGGGAUUGGAGGGUCAGCUUACAGUCUAUAACUACAAUGGAGGGCCAUGCUACAGAUGCCUUUUUCCUACUCCACCGCCUGCAACAGCUUGUCAAAGGUGCUCAGAUAAUGGAGUCCUGGGAGUGGUCCCUGGAAUAGUUGGCUGCCUCCAAGCUCUAGAGGCCAUUAAAAUUGCUAGUGAUGUUGGGGAGCCAUUGUCAGGACGCAUGCUUCUUCUUGAUGCAUUAUCAGCACGAGUUCGGAUUGUCAAGAUUAGAGGCAGGUCAUUACAGUGUGAAGUUUGUGGAGAAAAUACAACAUUCACAAAGGAGCAAUUUAAGAAGUUUGAUUACGAGAAUUUCACUCAAUCUCCCUUGUCAGCGGCUCCCUUGAAGCUGAACCUGCUCCCAAACGAUUCCAGGAUAAGCUGCAGCGAGUUCAAUGAGAAAGUCACAAAGGGAGAACCAUUUGUUUUGAUUGAUGUACGACCGGUACACCACUUCAAGAUUGUUUCUCUUCCAAAUGCCAUGAACAUCCCCCUCCCAAGUUUGGAGGGUAGGCUGCCUGAGAUCUCUUCAGCCUUGAAAGAAGAAGAUCAUUGUAGGGGCAACAAAAACCCUGAGUCAACUGUUGGCCUAUACGUGAUGUGUAGAAGAGGCAAUGACUCACAGAGAGCAGUUCAAUUGCUGCAGAGGAUGGGAUUCCCCUUUGCAAAGGAUAUCGUUGGUGGCCUAGAGGGCUGGGCUCGUGAGGUGGAUGCAAAUCUGCCCACUUACUAGAGGCGGAAUUGUUUGAUCUUUCAAUACUUUUUCCUGCAUGAAAUCCUGUACCUCAAGGUAGGGGAUGCAAACUCAUUGCUAACAGUUUACUCUACUGUUUUUGCCCUCAAGUUAUCUGUAUAAUCUACUUUUAACUAUUUUGGGGAAGAUCUUUACUUUAAAAUGUAGGGCCCUUGUUGAACGUUUGCUCAAAAUAAAAAAAAAAUAAAAAAAAUGGAGAGAGGCGCUCUCCUCUCUCCUUGAGCUUUCUUGGGCGUUUGAUGUUCUGCCUCUCCUGCAGAUAUGCCGAUCGGCUGGCUAAGCCUUUCUUCAUUUCUGUUGGGCGCAGCGGGUGAGAAUAGCGGGUAAAU